Cynara cardunculus var. scolymus (artichoke) is the source of this 1707-nucleotide messenger RNA. RefSeq names its product protein KINESIN LIGHT CHAIN-RELATED 1-like. The record is from RefSeq and is a predicted model, not a curated record. Lineage: Eukaryota; Viridiplantae; Streptophyta; Magnoliopsida; Asterales; Asteraceae. Gene Ontology annotation, molecular function: protein binding. The coding region runs from base 1 to 1707 and encodes 568 amino acids. The transcript is spliced from 3 exons.
AUGACUGGGCUAAUUUCGUUAGAUUCUUACUCGAUUGGCCAGAGGACAGUUUCGUCGGCACAGCGGAGGCCUCAAUCGCAACCGACAACGUUCUCACGCGCAAAACCGUCGCCGGAUUCGACCUCCGCCAAGAAGAAAUCUCUUCAGAAACAGUACUUACAUGAUGAAGCACCAUUGGACAAUCCCGAUUUAGGUCCGUUCCUGCUGAAGCUUGCGCGUGACACUAUCGCAAUUGAAGGAGAGCCGAUUAAGACUCUGGAUUACGCGCUUCGCGCUUCAAAAUCGUUUGAGAGGUGCGCCAUUGAUGGCUAUCCUAACCUUGAUCUGGUUAUGUGCUUGCACAUUGUGGCCUCGAUUUACUAUAGCAUGGGGAGGUUCGAGGAGGCAAUUCCGGUGUUAGACAGGGCAAUUAGGGUUCCCGUCGUGUCAAGAGGUGCUGAUCAUGCGCUGGCUGCAUUUUCAGGGUAUAUGCAGCUAGGUGAUACUUAUUCAAUGCUCGGGCAGCUUCACCGGUCUAUUAAGUGUUAUAAGGAGGGGUUGAAAAUUCAGAUGGAGGCUUUAGGGGAUACAGAUCGGCGAGUUGUUAAGACCUGCAGGUACUUGGCUGAGGCUCAUGUUCAAGCAAUGCAGUUUGAUGAAGCAUAUAAACUGUGCAAGAAAAUCCUUGAAAUCCACAGGUUACACAGUCCACCUGCAUCUCUUGAAGAAGCAGCUGAUCGACGGUUAAUUGCGAUUAUAUGUGAGGCAAAAAAAGAUUAUAAAGCAGCCUUAGAACACCUUGUACUUGCUGGUAUGGCAAUGAUUGCCAACGGACAAGAUAAUGAAGUUGCUGUCAUCGACCUCAACAUAGGCAACAUUUAUUUGUCACUUUCCCAUUUUGAUGAUGCCAUCUUCUCGUAUGAAAAGGCACUUGCCGUCUUCAAAUCAUCCAAGGGUGACAACCACCCUUCAGUAGCCUCUGUUUUUGUACGCCUUGCUGACCUGUAUUUCAAGACCGGAAAGCUACGAGAAUCUAGAUCCUAUUGUGAAGACGCUCUUAGAAUAUAUGCAAAACCCUUACCUGGAAUGGCAGCACAAGACAUUGCAAGUGGAAUGAUAGAACUUUCUGCAAUAUACGAGUCUUUCAAUGAACCUGAGAAGGCGUUAAAGUUGUUGCAGAAAUCAAUGAAACUUCUGAACGGUAAGCCAGGUCAGCAGAGUACAGUUGCAGGAAUAGAAGCACGUAUUGGGGUCAUGUGUUAUAUGGUCGGAAGGUAUGAAGAAGCAAGGGGAUCUUUUGAAAGUGCUGUUGCUAAACUUAGGGCUAACGGAGAAAGGAAAUCCGAAUUCGUUGGGGUUGUUUUGAACCUUAUGGGGUUGGCUUGUGUACAACUGUUGAAGAUAGAUGAGGCUGCCGAGUUCCUUGAGGAAGCAAGGGAAAUUCUGGAACAUGAAUGUGGCUCUCGUCAUCAAACUACCCUUGGAGUCUACAGAAAUCUUGUAGCAACAUAUGGUUCUUAUGGGAGAAUCGAGGACACAAUCGAGAUGUUGGAGUGCAUUGUUGGAUUAAGAGAUAGAGUAAAACCAGAUUUAGUUGAUAAGAAAAAGAGGGUGGCUGAACUCCUUAAAGAGGAGAAAAAGAAAGGGAAAUCAAUGGAAAACCUCAUUCAUCCAAAGAAACAGUCUUCUUCUUCUGAAAAAAGGCCAGCCUUGGGUUUUACAAGUUGA